AUGGAGUCGUUACAACCACCCUCAUUUUCUUCUUCUUCUUCAUCGAAUUCAAAUGCAGCAAUCGAUUCCGGAGAACGAAAUUGGCUUGAUCUUCCACGAGAUGCGGUUUUGUCCAUUUUUGUGAAACUUGACACAACCGAUCUUCUUGUUCGCGCUCACAAUGUUUGCACCACAUGGCGCAAUAUCUCGAAAGACCCCUUCCUCUAUCGCACCAUUAACAUGCCCAAUUUGGGCGACCUUGAAACCGGCUCCGAAUUAGAGGUUUUACGUCACCGCGCCAUUGAUUACAGCUGCGGCGAUGCAAUUGAUAUCAACAUCGAGUAUUUUGGCACCGACGAUCUUCUUUCUUACAUUGCUAAUUCUGCAAGUCAUCUACGACGCCUUCGUCUUGCCUGUUGCUAUAGUGUAACAGAUGGAGGAUUGUGUUUACUUGCUGAAAAGCUUUCUCACUUAGAGGAACUUGAUAUAUCAAUUAGUGGCUGCUUAUCUCAUGAAUCUUUGGAAGUCAUUGGCCGAUGUUGCCCUCAAUUGAAAACCUUUAAAUUCAACAUUCAAGCAUACAUAUAUCCACAUAUUGAGUAUGACGAUGACGCAUUUGCUAUUGCGCAAUUCAUGCCUGGGUUAUGCCAUCUCCAGCUUAUUGGAAACAAGAUGACUAAUGAUGGUUUGCUUGCUAUUCUUGACGACUGUCCUCAACUUGAAUCUCUUGACAUCCGUCAGUGCUUCAAUAUUAAUUUGGAAGGAAGUUUGGCAAAGAGAUGUAAAGAACAGAUCAAGUAUUUACGCCUUCCAAAUGAUGCAACUGAUGACUAUCCAUUUCAAACUGAAGACUAUCCUGAAGAGGACUAUCCAGAUGGGAUCUCAGACAUAGAUUUAGAUUUAUUGUCGGAGGAUGAUUAUGAACUCUCAGAUGGGAGUGAAUUUUCUGAAUUUGAAUUUGAUGUUAACUAUUAUGACUUUUGA
Vicia faba (fava bean) is the source of this 963-nucleotide messenger RNA. NCBI's taxonomy places the organism in Eukaryota, Viridiplantae, Streptophyta, Magnoliopsida, Fabales, Fabaceae. The record is from the annotation of a GenBank genome assembly.